AUCAUUUAAACAAACUCUUUGAUGUUCUGGGCGGAAGCAUGGCAGUGAUGUAAACAAAGUGUGUUGUUUCAAGAGCACUGUGAUUACAGCUUGAUCCAGCUUGUUUGCCUUUCAAAGCUGAUUUACAAGCUCAGUGACAAGUUGUUACAGAGCUUUUUCCAGUAGCCAUGUGCUCUGACAUUAACACAACACACACCGAUACACCACUCUCUAUCCUAACAGUACUAACUGAUGUUUCACACUUGAACUGCUAAUGGUAAAGGCUGCAUGUUCAUUAAUUAGCAGGUAACCUUUGUAUUAGGUGCCAAGCUUCCAAAAUGAUAGCUCCUCUAUUGUUGUAUCUUAUCCUUGGCGUAUCACCUAUUGUCCCUGUGAAUAAUUGAGUCCAUAGGAUUUUGCCUGUUUUAUUUUUGCUAUGGUCAGCAACUAGCUACUAGUUUUGUCCCCAAGAUCAAUGGCUGUGGUAACACAACUAGAGAGAGAGGAGAGAGAGAUAGAUAGAGAGAGAGAGGUAGCAUUGUGCCCACAAUGGCGACUGGAGGUAUGAAAUACCUCUGGUUCCUUAUCCGGGAACUACCUCUGACUCUGCUAUUGGGCCACUUGGUCACGUGGUAAAAGUAACUUUACAGGGCUGCUCGCAAGUAGGAGGGCUUUAUGGAGCAGAAAAACGACAAAGCUAGAAAAAUUAUUUUCCACUCCAGAAAUUAAUGAUCAUGAGCUCGUAUUUGAUGGAGUCUAACUACAUUGAUCCGAAAUUUCCUCCAUGCGAGGAAUAUUCGCAAAAUAACUACAUCCCUGAGCAUAGUCCAGAAUAUUACAGCCGCGCGAGGGACACUGGCUACCAGCAUCAUCACCAGGAGUUAUAUCCACCUCCGCGGGCGAGCUACCAAGAGCGCCAGUAUAACUGUGCAAGCAUCCCAGAACCUGACACGCCACGGGGACAUGGAAUAACCCACUCUGCGCACCUGCUCUCUGGUAAAGGGCAGCCCGCAUCCUGUGAAACCCCACAGUUGUCCAUGUCCCCUGCCACCCCGCCGGCCGCAACCUCCGCCUGCAACCAAGCCACGCCGGAGCAUCCCAACAGCACAGCGUCCUCCAAGCAGCCCGUGGUGUAUCCCUGGAUGAAAAAGAUUCACGUCAGCACUGUGAACUCGGGAUACAAUGGGACGGAGCCCAAGCGGUCUCGGACAGCGUACACCCGGCAGCAGGUCUUAGAGCUCGAAAAGGAAUUCCACUAUAACCGCUAUUUAACUCGACGGAGGCGCAUCGAGAUCGCACACACCCUGGUGCUGUCCGAGCGGCAAAUUAAAAUCUGGUUUCAGAACCGCAGAAUGAAAUGGAAAAAGGACCACAGGCUCCCCAACACUAAAGUGCGCUCCUCAUCAUCAUCAGGCUCCAGCUCAGGUUCAGCGGCCGCCGCUGUGACUGCAGCCUCGGCCACUAACUCGAGUGCGGAUGAACUGAGCGCACAGCACGGAGAGGACAUUACCAGGUUAUAAAGCUGCAGCACAGCGCCGUGACAGACUCUUAUUUAUAGAACUAUGACACGUUUUGUUUGGUAGCUAUCUUGUGCGGUUUCCUUUAAGUCCAAAGUUAUAUAAAAUGCAUGUUAUAUAGCAUGGAUUACUGCGAACACCGUUUAAUUAUUUUUACGUGACACAGGGUUUAAUUUAUUUGAAGUUCAAUUAAAAUGUUUUUAUUAAAAUGUUUUGAAUGAAGGAAAAAAGACAAAUUUUAUCAGAAUGUUAUUGUGGGCCAAUCUUUUGCCCUGCUGCCCAAGGUGAAAUGCACAAUCUAUUUAUUUCAAACACUGGAAGCAAAUCAAUAUAAUGAUAGUUAUUUUUGGUAUGAAGCUGAUACACACCAUGAAUCUUGAAGUGAAUGUGUGCUUUACCUCGUGUAUUUCAGAUACUGCCUUUUCAUUUCGAUUUCGUUUUGUGGUGUUGAUGUUGUGUUUAGACCGUUUAUUGUUAAAUGCAAUGGACGGGGUUUAGUGUAUUUGUGCUAAUCAUACUGGUCAAUAAAACCGUGUGUGUCUACUUGUUUUAAACCCGUUUGCCGUAGCUUUAUUCCAGGCAGGAUGAGGUCUGCUGGGGUUGGCUUGUUGACCACUUUAACCUGGGAUUAUCUCCUGUUACAACAUCUACAUACUGCAGGAUACAUCAGGGUAUACAAGAGUUAAUUAUGGACUCGUUUUUUCUGUAUUAAAUUUAAAGUAGUUGCUCAUCAGUCUGAGGGGCUUUCAAUUAGCGCUUAAUACAGCCCAUUGAGGCCCAUACCCCGCCACUGAAACAAGCUGCAUGUACUGAAAGAACAUUGUGAUAAUCUGUUGUAAUAUAUUUUUAAAAUUCUAACCAUAAUCACUGUCCUGCUUUUGUAGACGGAUUUGACGUGUAAAAGUAAAAUAAAAUAAA
Messenger RNA from Periophthalmus magnuspinnatus, 2414 nucleotides. RefSeq names its product homeobox C4a (gene hoxc4a). NCBI's taxonomy places the organism in Eukaryota, Metazoa, Chordata, Actinopteri, Gobiiformes, Gobiidae. Gene Ontology annotation, cellular component: nucleus. The transcript has 2 exons. Gene Ontology annotation, biological process: anterior/posterior pattern specification; regulation of transcription by RNA polymerase II; embryonic skeletal system morphogenesis. Gene Ontology annotation, molecular function: DNA-binding transcription factor activity, RNA polymerase II-specific; RNA polymerase II cis-regulatory region sequence-specific DNA binding. The record is from RefSeq and is a predicted model, not a curated record. Bases 708 to 1499 code for a protein of 263 amino acids.